Messenger RNA from Dioszegia hungarica, 1266 nucleotides. RefSeq lists its product as uncharacterized. Gene Ontology annotation, cellular component: nucleus; Holliday junction resolvase complex. The record is from RefSeq and is a predicted model, not a curated record. The transcript has 5 exons. Gene Ontology annotation, molecular function: DNA binding; nuclease activity. Gene Ontology annotation, biological process: resolution of meiotic recombination intermediates; replication fork processing; mitotic intra-S DNA damage checkpoint signaling. The coding region runs from base 1 to 1266 and encodes 421 amino acids. NCBI's taxonomy places the organism in Eukaryota, Fungi, Basidiomycota, Tremellomycetes, Tremellales, Bulleribasidiaceae.
AUGCGUCUCGAGACUCCCAGCACCGAGAGUGAGGUCGAUACGCCUCUGUCAGAAGGGGCAAAGAAGAAGAAGACGGCCCCCAAGAAGAAGGUGGACAGCGGGGACGGCAAGGACAAGGAGGCGGAGGCGGCGCGGAAGCGUGAAGAAAAGGAGGAAAAGGAGGCGAUGAAGCAGCAAGAGAAGGAUGAGAAGGCUCGGAAGAAGGAGCAGGAGAAGGUGGAUAAGGAGGCAGCCAAGUCUUUGGCUAAAAAGGAGAAGGAGGCGAACAAGCUACGGAUCAACAAGAGCGAUACGGUCCGCGAGAUCCACCUCUAUCUUACUCCCGACCUCCUUGAACCCUCUUCCCCCAUCGCUGCUGCGCUUCCCGAGAUCCGGACCCGGUUCGUCGGCAACGAGUCCGAAGUGCACACGCUCAACGAAAAAGAAUGCCCCCAGGCCGGCGUGAUCCGGUUCAAGCGGCACGUCAAGGCGAAAUACGAUGCCAAGGCGAAGAAAUGGGUCAUCCUCGCGGAAGAUCGAUGGGAAUGGGAAUCCACCGUCGUGCUCGUCGUCCAGGCCGAAGAGAUCCUGGAUCUGAUCCACUCGAAGGCGAACGGGUUGGCGGAAUGGGCGAGCGAUGCGCGGAUGACAAUGAGGUUGAAGCAGACGGAUCAGGUCGUGGUGAUGAUCAAAGGGCUGCAAAAGUAUUACGCCAAGACCAAGACGCUGGCGAAUAGGGAGUUUACCGCGGCGGCGAGGGCGAGCCUGGGGGAGAUCAACCCGGUGAGGAGACCGGUAGGGGUACGGGCGGAUAAGGCGAUGGUAGAGAGGGAGCUUGUCAAGCUGCAAGUGGCAGAGCGAUGCUUCUUGGUUCAUGUCGAAAAGACCGAAGAGAUCGAAGAUUGGGUCUAUAACCUCGGGGCCGACGUCGCUAUCCGACCUUACAAGUUGCUCAGAAAGACUCAUCUAAACUUCUGCCCCGCCGACGGCGCCGCUACCAAGAAGAGCUCGCACCCGUCCGACGCCUUCAAAUUGAUGCUUGAGGCUGUCCACGGCAUUACGCCGAGCGGCGCAGCGGGCAUCGUUGCCGAGUACCCCGUCUUCAAGGACUUGAUGGAGGCGUACGACAAGGCUGAGAGGAGGGGACACGGUGCUGCGCUCUUGUUGCAGGAUUGCGAGGUCCGUAAUCUCAGGAAUGGGACAGCGAACGGUCGGCUUCUCAACAAGGCGUUGUCGACCAAGGUGUAUCAUCAUUUCAGCUCGACGGACGGUCUGGCCUUGGUGUAG